This is a messenger RNA of Lotus japonicus, 3674 nucleotides long. RefSeq lists its product as uncharacterized. Bases 239 to 910 code for a protein of 223 amino acids. NCBI's taxonomy places the organism in Eukaryota, Viridiplantae, Streptophyta, Magnoliopsida, Fabales, Fabaceae. The record is from RefSeq and is a predicted model, not a curated record. The transcript is spliced from 5 exons.
GUGCAGAAAGCAACGCUCGAACAAAUGCUCGUUAAUUGAUUUUGAGGCUUUUGAUAGGUACAGCUUGUGCCAAAAUCUGAGGCCCAAGUUUGUUAGUUGAGCGGUUUUUUUGGUACAGUUAGUUGAGCAGUUGAAGGCAUUGAAUACUCAACCCCCUAAAUAAUGACCCAGAAAAGUUUACACAAGCAAUUGAAAUAAAACCCACAACGACACAUUUGUGAAAUCUAAAAGCAAGUUGAUGGAAGAUCAUAGCUUGAAUAAACCCAGAAUCCUCUGCCUCCACGGUCACACGCGUAGUGGUGAAUUCCUGAAGCGAUUAGUCUUACAGUGGCCAGAAUCUGUGAUACAAAAACUGGACCUCGUCUUUCUCAAUGGCCCAUUUCCAAUGCUGGAACCAGACAGUUUUGAAUGGUUCCAAGCCAAUGAGGAUUUCACUGAGUACAGUAACUUUGAAGAAUGCUUAGCAUACAUUGAAGAUUACAUGGUGAAAAAUGGCCCUUUUGAUGGUUUUCUAGGACACUCUCAGGGAGUAGCACUUGGGAAGGUAGACAAGAUAAAGUUCGUGAUUCUGUCAUCAGCAGCUAAGCUUGGAGGGGAGAAGUUUGCAGCGCCUGAAUUAGCUUCCAAUGCAUUUUCAAAACCAAUCGAGUGUCCAUCUCUUCAUUUUAUAGGGGGUGAGACUGAUAAAGCGAUGCCAGAGAGCAUUGCUUUGCUGAAAGAAUUCGUGGAGCCUGUUGUGAUUUAUCACACACAAGGGCAUACCGUCCCCCGGCUUGAUGAUGAUAAGAGUCUUGGAAUUAUGCUCGGUUUCAUUGACACCAUUCAGGGGACACUUACUAUGACUAUGGACACCGCUUGGGCCGUGAAAGAUUGCGCUCGGCCUGCCAAUUUAUAUUUUUGGUCAAGCUGAGCAAAUUGUUGGGCCUAAGUUGAGUGAAUCAGCCCACCAGUGAUAAUACUAUUAUGAAACAUAUAGGGUAUCCUUGAGCCCAAAAAUAAGUAUGAAAAAAAAACAUGGAGCAUCCAUAUUGCAUAUAUGUUAAAUCCAUCCCUGUAUAAUAAUAUCCACUUUCAUCCUACAAGAACAUGAAAACUGCUUAUGGAACUAAUGUGUAGAUUGACAAAUAACAAUGCACCGUUAAGUACUGAUUACUACUUACAUAGCCAGUUAAGUCAAAAGAUGUUUAAUUAAGAAUGAGACAUUCAAUAAAAAGAAAGGUCCCCUCCCCUCCCACUCUGGAACUUUCUUAGUGGGUCAAUGGUUAAUCAUUACAAACUUCUACUAACCCAAUUAGAUUUUCAUUUAUUCCCCCUUCUACACGCUUGGCUGAGAUUCUUCUUAAUUUAAACCUUUUUGCUUAAAUGAAUAAUGUCGGUGCAUUAUGGCAAAGAUAUCAUUAGCUAGCUAGUUUAUGAGGUCUUCAUAAAUUUCUGUGUAGAAAAAGAAACACCACUACUCCCUCCAUUCCUAUAUAACUGAUACUUUAAGGUUGUGGCACAAAUAUUAAGAAGUAGCAAUUAAUAUUCUUGUUUUACUAAAAUUACUAUCUAACUUCCUAUUAUACUCUUUAUCUCUCUUAUCAAUUCUAACUUUUCAAUUUUCCUACAAACAAUAAAUGAAGGGCAUAAUUGAUAAAGUAGCAUUAAUGCUCUCUUGAAAUUGUAAAAGUAUCAGUUAAAUAGGAACAAAAAAAAGAACCAAAUUAGUAUCAGUUAUUUAGGAACGGAGGGAGUACUAAAUUGUUAAAAUCAUCUCUAAAAAUGUAAGCGUCCAAAAAGUUAGUUCAUACUCAUACAGUUCCUAAAUGUAUAAAUUGCCGGUCAAAUUAAUCUACAAAUGUGUUAAAAUAUUUGUCAAGUUAAUCAUUAAUGUAAAGGACUAAUUUGACUAGUAUUUGAUAAAAUCAUGAACUUUUAACGGUAUUUACUUCUUCUUCUGUGGGUUAAUUUCUUUGAUGCCUUAUCUUUUAAAGAUGAAGUUGGUGAUUCACUGAAAACAACAUCUAGGCCGGUCAUUAGGGCCUGGCAGAAGCACUACAACUUAAAUGGCAAGUUGGGGAGGUGCAUUUGGGUCAUGGCCUAUAACAGAGUGGGGUGGGGGGACCCCAUCUACUAUGGCCUUUAGACCCGCAAUUCAUGCUAUGCAAUGGUUUUGAUUGAAGGGGGUUCCAUUUUGCUCAUUUGACAUGUAAGUAAAUGCUUUAACACUAACCAUCUUUAAUUAGAUUGCUAUGAUUAUUGAACAUCUAAUGUCUUAAUCAAGGAAUCCAGUUAACUGUUUAUAAAGCAAGAUUAGAUGGCCCAUUAUAUCUUUGCAUUUGCACGCGGGAAUGUCAUUUCCUAAGAUUUCACUUUGAGGUUCCAUGUUUGAGUGAAAUUAAAGCUGCAAGAAAAUAAAGUGAAACCCCAAAGCAAAGCAAUUUUAUAUUUUAGGGAAGCAUGCAACGGUAACCCUUUAAGCUAGCUCAUUCUCAACUGCCACAAAAACCAUGAUUUAAAGAACAUUGAUCUUCAGCUCCUAGUUACUGAUGAAUCAAGAUAAAAAGUCAAUUCAUGAACAGAAAAAAAUCAAUUUAUUAAUAUAUUUUAUACAUUUCUUAAUAGACGGCCUAUGAAUGGUUAUCAGUACCUCUUAACAUUGUUGCUUUAGAAUGGGGCUUAUGCUGAUUAUGUACCAUAAAAAUAAUUAGCCUCAACUUUGAUGCAUACUUUAUAGACUAUGAAAUUUACUAUUAUAUGGUCACAAUCUCAAUGUGUUAUAUAUUUAUGCUUUUUUAAUAAGAGGAAAAAUAAAACAGGAAAAAAAUUAACUACUAGCGUCUAAAUAUAGUGACGCAUAAAUGAACAACGAGGGAUGUCUCCAAACUCAGUGAUUCGCCGCUUCUCGCGAUGCUUUCAUAGCAAGAUAGUCCGCUGUAGUAUUUCGUUCUCUGAGAUAUGUACAAACGUGAUACUCCAAUCCUUGUUCAACCAUUCUCGAACCUUCAGAAUCUCAUCACGUGCCCAAAUCGUGUCCACCACCACCGGUGCCUGCAAGAUGCGAACCACCUCCAAACAGUCUGAUGCACAAGUCCAUUGCCUAAUACCAAGUAUCAUAUAUAUAUAGCGUAGCAACAACUUAUAGCAUAAUUGGUAGAUAGUUGAAUUCUUCAAACAUUUAGUUGAUCGUUGGACGAUGUGAAUAAAAAUACAAUUUAUUGAUAGAGAUUUAGCUACUUAAUUUAAUAUUAAAGUCUCAAUAAUUAAUCUCACAACUGCCGGCAAAUCAUACAUCGUGUUGUUGAAGAACAAUAGCCUCAACCAUUUAAACCGGUUAAUUAUGAUAGUGUCAUAUACCAAAAAGUAUGCAAAUCCACUGUUACAUUAAAAUAAUUGUUCCUCUUCACAAAGUUCUAAGGUUAAAUGAUUCGGUUGUUUGCUUCCCUAUGAAUCUAACAAGAUCGUUGUAAGUGAAUGUCGGUGUGCUUGAUCUAUGGACAUUAAACUAUAUAUGUAGGCCAUUAUUAUUAUAAGUCAUAUGUUUUAGUAUCAGUGUGUGUCUGAAUUAAACUUGCUAUCAUUUCUGGUCCCUAGCUUGGAAUUAUAAUAUUUAUAACGCUUUUGGUGUAACCUAGUAUUCGUUCUCAUUAGCUCUUACUUCUUUAUUUAUUUGGUGGGAGGAAGGCAUCGGCCUG